Bicyclus anynana (squinting bush brown) is the source of this 2486-nucleotide messenger RNA. It is a transcript of the gene Tsr1, whose product is annotated as pre-rRNA-processing protein TSR1 homolog. Gene Ontology annotation, cellular component: preribosome, small subunit precursor; nucleus. Gene Ontology annotation, molecular function: GTP binding; GTPase activity; U3 snoRNA binding. Gene Ontology annotation, biological process: maturation of SSU-rRNA from tricistronic rRNA transcript (SSU-rRNA, 5.8S rRNA, LSU-rRNA); endonucleolytic cleavage of tricistronic rRNA transcript (SSU-rRNA, 5.8S rRNA, LSU-rRNA); ribosome biogenesis. Bases 97 to 2454 code for a protein of 785 amino acids. The record is from RefSeq and is a predicted model, not a curated record. Lineage: Eukaryota; Metazoa; Arthropoda; Insecta; Lepidoptera; Nymphalidae. The transcript has 9 exons.
ACUGUCACAAAACAGCCCAUGAGCGGUGAGCGGAGCCCAUGUGUUUAAAAAUUUUAAAAAUAAAUAAUCGUAAAAAUUUUAAUUUUAUGAUUCAAAAUGCAACAGGCACAUCGUGCUGGAAAUCUCAAACAGAGUAAUAAGUCCCAUAAAUCUCGUCAUAGAUCGAAAAGGGGAAUUUCAGCAGCGGUUAAAGGUAAAGUGAAUGUGAAGGAGUUUGUGCGCCGAAACCGUCAUAUAUUAAAGAAGGAAGAAAGACGGCACCAGGCUUUGCAGAUACGUAAGAACAAACGCGAGGAAGUGCUCGCUAAGAAACGUGGACUUGGUGGUAAUCGCAACCCACCGUUCCUUGUGUGUGUUGUGCCUUUGAACGCACAACUGGAUGUGCAGUCCGCACUGGUCAUACUGAAGACAUGUUCUGAAGGUGCCGUCGUAAGUCAAUCUCCAAAUGGGAUCUUGCAUAUUGGGUUACCCAAUUUCAAGCAACGUUUUUCAUUCAUAUGCCCUGAAAUAGACAAUGACUUUAGUUUGAUUGAUGCACUCAAAAUUGCAGACACAGUGCUAUUCGUCAGUUCUGCACUUGAUGAACCGGUAGACGAAUGGGGUGAGAAGGCUCUAGCGUUGUCUAUGGCUCAGGGGAUGCCUACCCCAGUGGUAGUAGCUAUGGACAUAGAGGGGGUGAAUCCAAAAAAAAGAACAACAGAAAAGCAAAAUGUACAAAAACUAAUAUCUAAAUGGUUGCCAGAUGAAAAGAUCAUGCAGCUAGACAAAUCCUCUGAUGGUUUAAACGUUUUACGUCGAAUUGGCAAUCAAAAAAGAAAAGUCAUACACCAUAGGCAGAAAAGACCAUACAUGCUCGCCGAAGAGGUUGAAUACUUACCGGACAAGGAAGGUGAUAGUGGUACUUUAAAACUGAGUGGCUACUUGCGGGGAAUGCCACUAAAUGUCAACAGUUUGGUUCAUAUAACAGGUCUGGGAGACUUUCAGAUGACUAGAAUAGAUGGAUUAGAUGAUCCCCACCCUUUGAAUACUGGCAAAGAGAAUAUUAAAAGUGAUACAAUGGACGCAGAGGUUACUCAAGUGUCAGUCUUACAAGUUGCCGAUCCAGCCAAGCAAGAGUCUUUAUUGGCAGAGAAUGUACCAGAUCCUAUGGACGCUGAACAGACCUGGCCUACAGAAGAGGAAAUCAAAGAAGCUAAUCUGGAUACUAAAAAGAAGGUCAAAAAAGUUCCUAAAGGCUGGUCUGAAUACCAAGCAGCGUGGAUAGUAGAGUCUGAUGCAGAAGGUGAAGGGGAUGGUUCUGACCAUGAUAGUGAAGAUGAUGAAGAGAAUGAUGAGUUCAUGUCCUGUGAGGAGGAUGAAUCUGACCAAGAAGUGAAUGCUGACGACAAUGACUUUGAAUCAGUCGCUGAAUCAGAGAUGGGGCCAACAGAUGAGAAGUAUGAUGCAACAAUUGACUCUUUCGAAGAACACGAAAUGCUUAAAAAGCUCGCUGCAGCAAGAGAAGAUCAGCAGUUCCCUGAUGAAGUGGACACCCCACAGGAUGUGCCUGCGAGAGAGAGGUUCAUGAGGUUUAGAGGGUUGGAGUCCUUCAGGACAUCAGCUUGGGAUCCCAAGGAAAAUCUUCCUGUAGAUUAUGCCAAGAUAUUUCAGUUUGAAAACUAUGAACGGACAAGGAAGAGGGUUUUCAAGGAACUUGAAGAUAGUCUUAUUAAUAUGUAUGGGUUUUAUAUAACAAUACACGUGAAAGGUGUGAGGCAAGACCUAUGGAAGGCGUACCACGAGGCCAACUCUGAGGCUCCAAUGUCAGUGUUUGGUCUGUUGCCUCAUGAACACAAGAUGUCAGUAAUGAAUGUUGUGCUCAAACGCACGGGUGUCAGCGACGAACCAAUCAAAAGCAAGGAGCGCUUGAUCUUCCAAGUUGGAUACAGAAGAUUCAUUGUAAACCCCAUUUUUAGUCAACAUACUAAUGGAACUAAACAUAAGUACGAGAGGUUCUUCCAGCCGGGCGCGACGUGUGUGGCGACGUUCUACGCGCCGAUACAGUUCAGUCCCUCCACGGUGCUGUGCUUCAAGGAAAAGAAGAACACAAAGUUGCAGUUGGUCGCUUCAGGGGUGCUGCAGUCUUGCAACCCCGACAGACUUGUCAUCAAACGGAUAGUGCUCUCCGGACAUCCUUAUAAGGUGAACAAGCGGUCGGCGGUGAUCCGGUUCAUGUUCUUCAACCGCGACGACGUGCUGUACUUCAAGCCGUGCAAGCUGCGCACCAAGUACGGACGAAGUGGACACAUCAAGGAGCCUUUAGGCACGCACGGGCACAUGAAGUGCGUGUUCGACGGGCAACUCAAGUCGCAGGACACGAUCCUGCUGAGUCUGUACAAGCGCAUGUUCCCCAAGUGGAGCUACGAGCCCUGCGUCGUCACGCAGCCCGACCGACAGAGCGACCGCAUGGACUGAUAUAUGCACUAGCAAUAAAUGAUUACUAUGUA